AUGCCAAAGGAUGGUGAUGAUGAUAUUAAACAAGGAAAUCAGUAUAAAACACUGGCAAUCAAUAUUUUUCUUUUUAAAACAGGUUCUGAAUAUAGAGAUACAACCAUAUCACCAAUAAACACAACACAAUCAUUAAUAACAUCCACACUAGAACCAACGAAUACAACAGAUACUACUUCUACUACUACUGCUACUACUUCUACUACUGCUACUACUACUACUGCUACUACUUCUACUACUGCUGCUACUACUACUACUACUACCACUACUACUAAAAGAAGACCAACAACAACAACUAUUGAUACUACUGUAACAACACCGACAAUAGAAACAACAAUCAAAACAGAAACGACAAGUACAGCAUCAACAGGAACAGAAACACAAGCUACAUCGCCAAAAAUAACAACAUUGGAGGCAGACAUGGCAUCAGCAAUGGUGAAUGGAUCAUCAAUUCCAGCAGAAAAGAAUUCCACUGAAAAUGAAACUUUAUGUCCCUGUGCCUGUUAUGUGGAAACACCUGAACAUUUUGAGAAACGAAUGCAGGAGACCCGUAAGGAACUAUCUGUAAAACAAAAUGAAACAUCAAGGUAUAUUGCCAAGAAAAUAAGUGCCAAGGAUGACAGACCUUCAUCUCAAGCUAUUGGUGUACUGGCUGUUGUCUUGUUUACAGUUCUAGCUUCAGUAAUUAUUGUUCCAGAUAUUUUGUCAUUGGUCAGGUAUCUGUUUUUACAUAUGUAAUUUUUGAGGAAUAAAUUUAACUGUAGGCAGUAAAAUAUACUGUAAUAAACAGGAGUAAAAAGAAGCUAGAAGACAAAUAGAAGAUAAAAGAGACCCUAAAGAGAAGGUAGAGAAUAGAAACACAGGGUGUAAGUACCUACCUUGAAUGAAUCACUGAAGAAUAAACCUGUUUCUUCGAUUUAUUUAACUUUUCAAAAUGAGCACUAAAGUACAUAGAGCAACAAAUUUAUAAAUUUCAGUCAGUAUUUUUCUUUCUUCAUUAAAUUUCUUUUGUUUUAAAAGCAAUAUAAUUUUUAUCAUUUAAAUCAUGUUAUAUUUUCUGCAAUUCAGACAGUAUCAGGAUAAUGGUAAUUACAAAGAAACGGAACAAAAGGGUCACCUUUGCAGACUGUCACCUUGGCUUCAACUAUUCAAAUGUUUUAAUUUAGAUAAUUUCAUUUAAAAUUUGAAAAAGUAAUAAUAUGAGUCAAAUAACAUUUGUUAUUGCAGAACUAAAAGACAUAAAUAAUCUUAGAUGGUCGAAUAAUAAAUUCUAAUGUCAUUAUUCUUAAAAAAAAAAAAGAGACUUGUCAGAACUGGUGGUGUUUUUAUCAUUUAUUCCCUGU
Molecule: messenger RNA, 1343 nt
Organism: Octopus bimaculoides (California two-spot octopus)
Lineage: Eukaryota; Metazoa; Mollusca; Cephalopoda; Octopoda; Octopodidae
Source: RefSeq, a predicted model, not a curated record